GUUUGGGUGGAGUGAGAAGGUCAGGCCCAACCACGCCAAGUACAGACCAACGACUCGUUUCUGGGCUGAUUGCAAACUCCAUAACAACACCAACUUGUUUUUUUGUUGAACCGCCGCAGCCACUGUUCAUCGCCGAAUUGGCACCAUGUCUAUCGAUUUUCCCAAGGAGGAGGAGGCUAUCAUCGCCAGAUGGCGCGAGAUCAACGCCUUUGAGCGGCAGGUCGAAUUAUCGAAAGGGAGACCGAACUACACCUUCUACGAUGGCCCUCCGUUCGCGACCGGCCUCCCUCACUACGGCCAUCUCCUCGCCUCAACCAUCAAAGACAUCAUCCCGAGAUACUGGUCCAUGAAGGGCUACCACGUCGAGCGUCGCUUUGGCUGGGAUACCCACGGACUGCCAAUUGAACAUGAAAUCGACAAGAAGCUGGGCAUUUCUGGCAAAGCUGCUGUCAUGCAGCUAGGCUUGGAAAAGUACAAUGCCGAGUGCCGAUCCAUUGUGAUGCGGUACCGCGAUGAGUGGAGGAGCACCAUUGAGCGCCUGGGGCGUUGGAUUGACUUUGACAACGACUACAAGACCAUGGACCCCACCUUCAUGGAAUCGGAGUGGUGGGUGUUCAAGCAGCUCUUUGACAAGGGCCAAGUAUAUCAGGGGUACCGGGUGAUGCCGUACUCUACCGCCCUCACCACAGCAUUGAGUAACUUCGAGGCCAACCAGAAUUACCAAGACGUGACAGACCCUGCCGUCGUCGUUUCCUUUCCCCUACUCGACGACCCCAAGACCAGCUUCCUGGCCUGGACAACAACACCAUGGACCUUGCCCUCCCAUACUGGACUAUCGGCGCACCCGGAUUUCGACUACGUCAAGAUCCACGACGAGAAGUCGGGACAAAACUACAUCCUCUUGGAGAAGCUCCUUGGGACCUUGUACAAAGACCCCAAGAAAGCCAAGUUUCAGGUGUUGGGGAAGCUCAAGGGCAAGGAAAUGCUCGGCUGGCGGUAUGAGCCACCGUUCAACUACUUCUACGAGGAAUACAGGGAUAUUGCAUUUCGGUUGCUCAACGCAACGUACGUCACCGAUGACAGCGGUACGGGCAUUGUACACCAAGCCCCGGCGUUUGGUGAGGAGGACUACAACGUCGCUGUUGAGUACGGUAUCGUAACCGAGCAGCGCCCGCCGCCCGACCCCGUGGAUGAAUCUGGUUGUUUUACCAGCAAGGUGUCUGAUUUUGCUGGUAUGCACGUCAAGGAGGCCGACAAGCACAUCAUCAGACAUCUGAGGGAUGCUGGGAGACUGGUCGUUGAGUCCCAGCUCAAGCACUCAUAUCCCAUGUGCUAUCGCUCGGACACGCCCCUAAUCUACAAAGCGGUGCCCUCUUGGUUCGUGCGCAUUCCCGAAGUCAUCCCCCAGAUGCUUGAAAAUAUCGAGGGGUCACAUUGGGUUCCUUCGUUCGUCAAGGAGAAGCGCUUUGCUAGCUGGAUCGCCAAUGCUCGCGACUGGAACGUUUCGCGGAACAGGUAUUGGGGUACACCGAUCCCGCUAUGGGUGAGUGAGGACAUGGAAGAGCGCAUCUGUGUUGGAAGCAUCGCCGAGCUCAAGGAACUUAGCGGUUACGAAGGCGAGAUUACCGACCUUCAUCGUGACAAGAUCGACCACAUUACGAUUCCUAGCAGGAAGGGCAAAGGCUCCCUGAGGCGGGUAGAGGAGGUCUUUGACUGUUGGUUCGAGUCUGGGAGCAUGCCAUACGCCAGCAAACACUACCCCUUCGAGAAUCGUGACGAAUUUGAGAAGUCGUUCCCCGGUGACUUCAUCGCCGAAGGUUUGGACCAAACAAGAGGCUGGUUCUACACCCUCCUAGUCCUCGGUACACAUCUCUUUGGCGUCUCGCCCUUCAAGAACUGUGUCGUCAACGGCAUUGUGCUGGCUGAGGAUGGCAAGAAGAUGUCGAAGCGACUCAAGAACUACCCCGACCCCAGUAUUGUCAUGGCCAAGUACGGCUCGGACGCUCUUCGCCUGUACCUCAUCAACUCUCCUGUCGUCAGGGCCGAGCCGCUUCGGUUCAAGGAAUCGGGAGUCAAGGAAGUUGUAGCCAAGGUUCUUCUCCCUCUCUGGAACAGUUACAAGUUCUUUGAAGGACAAGUCGCUCUGCUCAAGAAGGUGGAGAACGUCGAUUACAAGUUUGACCCGCAUAUGGAGUCCUCGAAUACGAACGUAAUGGACAAGUGGAUUCUGGCCAGCUGCCAGAGUCUUCUCAAGUUUGUCAAUGAGGAGAUGGAAGGUUACCGGCUGUAUACGGUCGUGCCCAGACUCCUCGAACUGAUCGACAACACAACGAACUGGUACAUUCGUUUCAAUCGAAAGCGCCUCAAGGGCGAGAAUGGCUUGGAUGACACCCUGCACGCCCUCAACACGCUAUUCGAGGUUCUGUUUACGUUGUGCCGCGGUCUUGCACCCUUUACGCCCUUCCUCACGGACAACAUCUACCUUAGGCUGCUCCCACACAUCCCUAAAGAGCUCCUAGGCGAAGAUUCUCGUAGCGUCCACUUCCUGCCCUACCCCCAAGUUCGGCAGGAGCUCUUCAACGUCGACAUUGAGCGGCGCGUGCAGCGGAUGCAGAAGGUAAUUGAGCUGGCCAGGUACUCUCGUGAAAGACGUGGGGUCGGCUUGAAGCAGCCGCUAAGGACACUCGUCGUCAUCCACCAUGAUCCUCAGUAUCUCGAGGAUAUCCGAUCACUACAGGGCUACAUCACCGAGGAGCUCAACGUUCGCGACCUGGUGCUUACGUCUGAUGAGGCGAGGUUCGGAGUUGAGUACAGUGUUACGGCCGACUGGCCUGUGCUUGGCAAGAAGUUGAAGAAGGAUAUGGCUAGGGUCAAGAAGGCUUUGCCGAAUGUCACCAGCGAAGAGGCGCAUAGCUACGCUCUUAACGGCAGGCUUGUGGUCGACGGCAUCACGCUUGAGGAAGGGGAUUUGGUAGUCAAGCGCGGCCUGAGGGAGAACAAUGAGUCUCGGAACCUUGAGACGAACACGGACAAUGAUGUCCUUACCAUCCUCGAUGUGGAGAUCUACCCAGGGCUCGCCGAGGAGGGCCUUGCGCGCGAGAUCAUCAAUCGCGUGCAACGACUCCGGAAGAAGGCCGGCCUGCAGCCGACAGACGACGUCAAGAUGGAGUACAAGGUUAUGUCCGAUCCCGAGGAAACUGGCAUCGAGGGCGUGUUUGAGUCUCACGCAGAGACCAUUUCCAGGGCACUGCGGAGACCGCUGGAUAAGCACGAGGUGACGCAUCUGGAUGGCCAAGUUGGCCAGGCUCCGGCGCCGAAUGGGAAGGAGGAGGGAAUCAUUGCCGAGGAGGAGCAGGAAGUGCACAAGGCUACCUUCCUGCUGCGGCUUCUCAAACUUUAGGAAGGGCUGGUAGUGUUGGUACGUAGAUAGAUAGAUCUACUCUGGUGCAGCAAAAGUUUGAGCGUCCAUGUACAGUUGAGAGCGACCGAGAGAAUAGAGAUAAGAGCCCUGGGGUGUGUCCCUCUCCCUCUCUUCACCUGGAACCUUUCCCUGCUGCCUGCUAUGGUCGUGUAAGAAGGUGCCGGUGUUUCACGUAUAUACAC
Molecule: messenger RNA, 3603 nt
Organism: Canariomyces notabilis
Lineage: Eukaryota; Fungi; Ascomycota; Sordariomycetes; Sordariales; Chaetomiaceae
Exons: 4
Coding region: 146-3400 (1084 amino acids)
Biological process (GO): isoleucyl-tRNA aminoacylation
Molecular function (GO): tRNA binding; aminoacyl-tRNA deacylase activity; ATP binding
Source: RefSeq, a predicted model, not a curated record